AUGAUGCAACCUGAGCUUCUUGAUCAGUCCUCAUGGCCAUUCUACAACGUUAUAGAUUCCACUUUUGACGAGCUUGCCACGUUCGAUGGCUAUGGCUUCCCUUCAAUACUCACCACAACAGAGGAUUCCUCUGGACUUUCUUCAGACCCCUUUUCUUCAACCAUAUUCCAGGGUGAAUUUGUCCAAUAUCCAUUUUGUGAUGAUUCCCAACAGGUCAUGUUAUCCAUGAGAUCAAACUUGUCAACGGAGUUGGGGAUAUUAGAGAACAUUUUGAAUGAUGAUGACAUUGUACGUAUGGAUUAUAUUACAGGAGAGAGUGAAGGAAGUUUCAGUUUGGAACAAAUUUCCACUGAUGGAGAAUAUUUUUUGUGCCCUAGCGCCUCAAUGAUAUCUGAAUCAUCACCAGAUAUAUCAUCUAAUCAACCACAUGUAACUCUGCCAGGAGAGGACAUGGAAAUCAACAACCUUCAGAGUGUCGACCAUCUCCUCAAGGCUUAUGGAGAAGCCUUGGAAAAGGAUGAGAGAGAGCUUGCGCAGGUGAUUUUGAGACGCAUCAGUGAGAAAGUCAGCCCAAUUGGUGAAAGCUUAGAGCGUGUUGCUUUCUUCUUAUCCCAGGACAUUGAUCAGAAUCAAGGUGAUUAUCUGAAACUAGAGUCCUCUAAGAAUUUUGAGGCUGCGUUCCAGGCAUUCUACCAAAGCUUCCCAGAAGGGAAAUUCGCUCACUAUGCAGCAAACUCUGCGAUUCUUGAAGCUAUGCCAGAUGAUGCAAAAACAAUACACAUAGUGGACUUUCACAUGGGAGAAGGGGUUCAGUGGCCUCCAAUGAUGGAGGCGAUUGCACGCCAACGCAAAACAUUGAGAUUAACAUCAAUAAAAUGGGAGGAGAAUGUUCCUUCACCCUGGAGUUUUGAGGAAACCAAAAGGCGUCUCCAUAAGCACGCCAGAGUUCUGGGUUUGAAUUUGAAGGUGGAGGAGAUGGGAAUUGAGGAUUUGGUUAGUGAGACAAGGAAAAUGCAGAACAUGGAUGGCAGGAGAGAGUGGUGGGUUUUUAAUUGUAUGUUCUUGCUUCCUCACAUGGGGAUCAGCCGAAGCAGAACACUUGCAAUGGAGUUUCUAAAUGUAGCAAAGGAAUUGGUCUCUAGUUCUAUCAACUGUCGAACUAGCAACAGGGGUAUCAUUACUUUUGGUGAUGGAGAUCCUUGUGAAAAACUGAAACAUUGCCUGGGUUUUGGGUCAUUCUUUGAGGGGCAUGUGGAGCAUUACCAAGCCUUGUUAGAAUCAUUGAGAAUGAAUUUCCCACCUCAUCUUAAAGAAGCAAGAAUAGCUAUCGAGUGCCUCUUUGUGGCGCCUUAUAUCUCUUCUGUUUCUUGGCUCCAGAAGUGGGUGAAGAUGAGGGAAGGCUACCAUCUUCAGGCCGAAGAGCUUGGGUUGGAAGGUAGGAGACUGAGCCAAGAGACAUUAGCAGAAGCAAAAGAAAUGGUGAAAGAAGGGGAAGGUUCAUAUGGAGUAAGGAUUGUAGAAGAGACUGGAAAUGAGAUGGUCUUGGAAUGGAAAGGGAUUACAAUGGCCAGAGUUUCAAUCUGGACAGAUAAAUAUUAA
Juglans regia (Persian walnut) is the source of this 1599-nucleotide messenger RNA. RefSeq names its product protein NODULATION SIGNALING PATHWAY 2-like. Gene Ontology annotation, biological process: regulation of DNA-templated transcription. The transcript has a single exon. The record is from RefSeq and is a predicted model, not a curated record. Gene Ontology annotation, cellular component: nucleus. The coding region runs from base 1 to 1599 and encodes 532 amino acids. Lineage: Eukaryota; Viridiplantae; Streptophyta; Magnoliopsida; Fagales; Juglandaceae. Gene Ontology annotation, molecular function: DNA-binding transcription factor activity; sequence-specific DNA binding.